AUGUAUAGACGGAAUAAGGAAAUAAAAUAUGUUACCGUUGCGUUGCCACGUAAACCGCCCUCAGAAACCUACAAAUAUCACGACCACCACAUCAUUCUGCACUCCCUUCCUUCUUCUCCAACAACAAGCUACCACAUGAAACGUCUCUUCGACCCACUUUAUCUGAAGAGUCAGAAGUGGACUUUAGAGUUAGAUCGUGACACAACACGUUCCCGUCCUGAAUGUGAAGUGGGUAAUGAAGAAAGUGGUGGUAGCUCGAAAAGAUCAAAGACUACUGAAGAAGGGGAGUAUUGUGUCCAUUCCAACCCAGAAACGCCAACUAGUGAUUGUUCAACAGUUAAACGUCCAACAGGCAGAGAUGCAGCAAAAAAAAAGGGAAAGAAUGGGAAACACGGGUUGUUCAAAAUAAUCGACAACUCGAUGAAAUCAUCACUGAAUUACUCAUACAAGAUCAUCAUCCCAGAGCAAGAAGGAGGUAUUGCGAUCGAGAACGUGAGCAGGGUGAGGCACGUUUAA
Lactuca virosa is the source of this 516-nucleotide messenger RNA. NCBI's taxonomy places the organism in Eukaryota, Viridiplantae, Streptophyta, Magnoliopsida, Asterales, Asteraceae. The record is from the annotation of a GenBank genome assembly.